This is a messenger RNA of Schistosoma turkestanicum, 877 nucleotides long. NCBI's taxonomy places the organism in Eukaryota, Metazoa, Platyhelminthes, Trematoda, Strigeidida, Schistosomatidae. The record is from the annotation of a GenBank genome assembly.
ACAUUGAAUCAACGUUGCCAUGACUUCGAGGUCGAGUUAAUCAUGAAUUUUUAUGAUAAAGAUGAAAGUGCAGUAGCUAAAAUAAAAUCGAUCCUAGAGAAAAGAAAAGAGCGGUUUGUGUUUGGUUCAUGCCAGGAACGUUUGCUAUAUCCAGAAGCACUACCUAACCACCGAUUUGGAAUUACUCUAUCAAAAAUAAACGCCAAUGAACUGGUUGGACCAGCAACCUAUGAUACACAAAAUUCAAUCCAUCGUGAUUUCAACAAGAAGGGUGCCAUAAUAGGAACAGGAGAAGCACGUAUUAUGGACAGUCACUUGUUUAAUGCUUAUUCUCCAGAUCCUGGAGCUUAUCAAAACAUUGUGGAUAAGUCUUUGUCAGUCAAACCAAAUAAAGUACCAUUUAACCAUUCUGCUCCUAGAACAAAUAAAUUUCUUGAAGGUGCAUCGACUGUCGGUCCUGGCAUAUAUGAUGUGACACAAAAAACUGGUCAACAUGUACAAUGGCAAAUGGACACAAUGUUACGCCCAGUUAACCUACCUGUGAUCAAACAAGAAAGUACCAUACCGAUCAAUACAAUUAAACUUCCUACAACUACUCAAAGUAAACGAUAUCAAAGGAAAUUGGAGUAUAUGAAAUUGUAUUUCUAAUUGAAUGUAUACAUUGUUUAAAGACAAAGAAUUUGAUGAAAAAUUUUUUAACAAUUGAAACUAAAUACGCAUUUUUCAUGAUUUUAUGCAUCUAUCUCAUUCAUUGGCUGGAAGAUAUUGUGCAGAAAAUAAAAGGACAGUAUGAAUUAUAAAGAAUUAUUGGAACAAAUAAUCAUUUUCACUUAUAGUUCAUCAUCAUGAAGCUUAACAAUUAAUUAUAAACUCAUCA